Acanthamoeba castellanii str. Neff is the source of this 813-nucleotide messenger RNA. RefSeq names its product dimethyladenosine transferase 1, mitochondrial. Gene Ontology annotation, molecular function: rRNA (adenine-N6,N6-)-dimethyltransferase activity; mitochondrial transcription factor activity. The record is from RefSeq and is a predicted model, not a curated record. The annotation marks the transcript as partial. Gene Ontology annotation, cellular component: mitochondrial matrix. The transcript has 7 exons. Gene Ontology annotation, biological process: transcription initiation at mitochondrial promoter; rRNA methylation. Lineage: Eukaryota; Discosea; Longamoebia; Acanthamoebidae.
AAGCUGGCGCGGGCAGCUGGGCCGCUGCGCGGCAGCACCGUCAUUGAGGUCGGACCCGGCCCGGGCAGUCUCACGCGCAGUCUGCUCACCAACGGCGCGCGCAAGGUCAUCGUCGUCGAAAAAGACAAACGGUUUAUGCCGGCGUUGGAGACCCUGCAGCAGGCGUCGGGCGGGAGGCUGGAGCUGGUCUUCGGCGACAUGCUCAAGAUCGACGAACGCGACCUGCUCAAGAACGAACCCAAAGCCGAAAAUUGGGCUGAUGAGAGCCCGGUGCGCAUUGUGGGCAACCUGCCCUUUGCCGUGGCGACGGAGCUGCUCCUCAAGUGGCUGCGACAGAUACCCGAGAGGGAAGGCCCGUUCGCGCACGGCCGAGCCAGCAUGACGCUGAUGUUUCAGCUCGAAGUGGGAAAGCGCAUCGAGGCUCGUUCGGGCACGUCCGAGUACGGCAGGCUGUCGGUGAUGACGCAGCAGUCGUGCACGGCCCAGACCUGCUUCAACGUGCCGGCGUCGGUGUUCGUGCCCCCGCCCAAGGUGACGGGCACCAUGGUCAGGAUCGAGCCGCGCGUGACCCCCCUGGCUCCGGCCCCGGUGAAGGAGCUCGAGGUGGUGUGUCGCCAGGUAUUCGGGCAGCGGCGCAAGAUGCUGUCCAAUGCCAUCACUACGCUCGGGGAGGGCUCCCUGCCGUUGAUUGCGCGAGCUGGCCUGGACCCCACGAAGCGACCAGACGCCUUGACCGUCGAAGAGUGGUGCAGCCUCGCCCGGGCCUACAAGGAGUGGAUGGACGAAAUGAAGACGAGCUCCUUUAACAUCUAA